AUGGAAUCAAGUAAUGAUACAGAUUUGGUUGUUGAUCCGAAUCUAGAAACACAGUACCCCAUGCUCCCAUUUGAAAAGCAGAUAUUUGUUGAUAUGCAAGAAAGAGAUGCCCUUUUAGUUAUGGCAAAGGGUAUAAAUUACAAUAAAGUCUUAGCUAACUUAAUUUGGGUUUACAAAGACCCUGGUAAUUUAAUUUUAGUUGUAAAUAGCAGUGAUGAUGAAGAAAAGUAUUUUAUGACAAAGUUCAACUUAAACCCACUACCAAAUAUUGGAACUGAAAGGGCUAAGUCAUAUUUGGAAGGUGGAAUAUUUUUUAUUUCAACUCGUAUUUUAGUAGUUGAUCUAUUAAAAUGUAGAAUUCCUAUCAGUCACAUCAUGGGUAUUAUUGUUUUAAGAGCACAUUCUGUGUUGGAGUCAUGUCAGGAAGCAUUUGCCUUAAGACUGUAUAGGCAAAAAAAUAAGACAGGUUUUAUUAAGGCAUUUUCAAAUUCUCCAAUUUCAUUUACAUUUGGCUACAAUCAAGUUGAAAAAGUUAUGAGGGCGCUCUUUUUGACAGAGCUGUAUCUAUGGCCUAGGUUUCAUGGUAUUAUCAUUAAAAGCCUUAAAAAUAGGCAAGCGGAAGUGGUUGAGCUGCAAGUACCACUGACACCAAAAUCAAAUCAUAUACAAUUAUGCCUUUUGGACAUUAUGAAUUACACAGUGAAACAAUUAAAAAGUAUUAAUAGAACACUAGAUAUGCAGGAAAUUACAACAGAGAAUUGCAUUACAAAAAAAUUCCACAAAAUACUUCAAUCACAGUUGGACUGUGUUUGGCAUCAACUUAGCACCAAAACAAAAGAGUAUAUCCAGGAUUUGAAAGUUCUAAGAAGUAUGGUUAUAAACUUAAUACAUGAUGACCCUAUAUCAUUUUAUGCACUUGUUAGAAAAUACAGGACACCUGAGUAUGCAAAGGUGAAUUCUGGGUGGAUAUUGCUUGAUUCUGCAGAACAAUUGUUCGGAUUAGCGCGAGGAAGAGUUUAUAAUAGCAAAAAUGAGUUUGAUCCUGAACCUUGCCCUAAGUGGAAGUGUCUCAGUGAACUUCUUUUGGAAGAGAUACCUGAAGAUGUUAAACUAAAAGGAAGAGCAUUACAUAAAACUAAAGUAUUAAUAUUAUGUCAGGAUAACAAAACAUGUUUGCAGUUGAAUAACUAUCUUGUAAUGGGAGCCCAUAGAUAUCUUUUCUACACGGCUUUCAGAAAUGAACUCGCAAUAAAUGCUCUUUCCUCAAAAUAUAAAUCUUUUAAAAAUUCCAUGCCACAAACUGAAAAAGAUAAAACUCUUAAAUCAAAUGUUACUCAAGAUGUUUUAGAGGAAAAUGUAGAAAAUUUAUUAGAAGAUGAUAAUUUUAAUGCAGAAGAGUCAAACAAAUCAAACUACAUUUUAACAUUGAGCCAGUUGCCCUCUAAACAAGAGAAAUCCCAGGAUGAGAAUCUAUUCGAACCAUUGUCACAGCUAGAUGAUAUUAAUAUGACACAAAUUGAAACAGAGAAACCAAUAAUUUGUAUACAAACAUUCAAACAAAAUGGAAAUAAUUUCUCACUUGAGCUCACACUGCAGACUUUACAACCUGAUUACAUAAUACUUUACCAGAGUGAUAUGUCAGCGAUCAGACAAAUUGAACUCUUUGAAUGUAGAAAGAAAUCUGAAGAACCCGUUUGCAAGGUGUACUUCCUCAUCCAUGAUAAAACAGUUGAAGAACAAGCCUACCUUACAUCAUUGAAGAGAGAGAAAUUGGCUUUUGAGUUACUUAUAGAAACAAAAAGUGUCAUGGUUGUACCUUCAUAUCAAGAUGGGAAAACGGAUGAGUAUUUCAACCUGAAUGUAGAAGAAGAGGAAAAUACUGGAGAUACUAGAAAAGCAGGUGGGCAAAAUCUCAAUAAGGAAAAGCCUUUAGUUAUAGUCGACAUGAGAGAAUUCCGCUCAGAUCUACCAGCACUACUCCAUAAGAAAGGAAUAAAUAUUGAACCCGUCACUAUAACUAUUGGUGACUACAUUCUUACUCCGGACAUAUGUGUGGAGCGAAAAUCUAUAUCAGAUUUAAUCGGCUCUCUAAACUCCGGCCGCCUGUACACACAAUGCACUCAGAUGUGCCGGAACUACAGUCGACCGAUACUGCUCAUCGAAUUCGAUCAAAAUAAACCGUUUAAUUUACAGGGCAACUUUGUGGUGUCGUCCGAUAUGUCCGGAGCCGACAUCCAGCAAAAGCUGCAGCUACUUACAAUACACUUCCCAAGGCUGAAGCUGGUGUGGUCACCCAGCCCUUACGCCACAGCCGAGUUGUUCUAUGAACUGAAGCAAGGCAGAAAGAAUCCUAACGUGGAGGAAGCAGUCGCUCUAAGCGGCGAAAACUCUGCGGACGACAUGUGUUAUGAGAGGUACAACACGCUGGUCCAUGACUUCGUUCAAAAACUGCCUGGGGUCACUUCGAAGAACAUAAUGAGGAUCAUGAACAGAGGUCAAUCUUUGGACCAUUUGAUAUCGCUCAACAAGGAACAGUUAACUGAUAUUCUGGAGAACAAGGGUGAAGCACAAAUUUUGCACUCUAUAUUACACAUUAAAUCGAAAACGGAGGUCAAAGAGGAAAAGGCGUUUGGCAAAAAUAAAUUUACGGGGAAAUUGUUCAAAACCAAAAAGAGA
Iphiclides podalirius (scarce swallowtail) is the source of this 2676-nucleotide messenger RNA. Lineage: Eukaryota; Metazoa; Arthropoda; Insecta; Lepidoptera; Papilionidae. The record is from the annotation of a GenBank genome assembly.